CAGGCAGGGAUGGACAGAGACCCAGAGAGAAGGGAACAGAGACCCAGAAAAGGGAGGACGAGAGACUGAGGCAGGGGACAGGGAGGGAUGCAGAGAUGGCAGAGCUUAGCAGGCAGUGAGGUCAGAGUGUCUGUGAGGUCGGCUGCUGUCCAGGGUUGGCCUGGGGAAGCGGGGACAGAGAGGGAUGCAGAGAUGGCAGAGCUUAGCAGGCAGUGAGGUCAGAGUGUCUGUGAGGUCGGCUGCUGUCCAGGGUUGGCCUGGGGUCCUGGUGCCCAGAGUAAGGGGUACAAGGAGCUCAAGAGUCCCUGUGGGAGUCCCAUAAGGAGCCAUGGAGACCUGGGAGGGACUACCCAGCGUGUCCUUGGUGCCCACAAACUCCAAGGCCCCUCAGGCGAAGAUGUCGGCCCAGGACAGCUGCCUCAGCCUCAUCAAGUACCUCCUCUUCGUUUUCAACCUCUUCUUCUUCGUCCUAGGCAGCCUUAUCUUCUGCUUUGGCAUCUGGAUACUCAUUGACAAGACCAGCUUCGUGUCCUUUGUAGGCUUGUCCUUCGUGCCCCUGCAGAUCUGGUCCAAAGCCCUGGCCACCUCAGGAAUUCUCACCAUGGGCCUUGCCCUCCUGGGCUGUGUGGGGGCCCUGAAGGAGCUCCGCUGCCUCCUGGGCCUGUAUUUUGGGAUACUGCUGCUCCUGUUUGCCACGCAGAUCACCCUGGGAAUCCUUAUCUCCACUCAGCGGAUGCGGCUGGAACGGAGGGUGAAGGACAUCGUGAUGGAGACAAUCCAAAACUACCGCUCGCGUCCGGAGGAGUCGGUGGCGGAGGAGAGUUGGGACUACGUGCAGUUCCAGCUGCGCUGCUGCGGCUGGAACUCUCCUCGGGACUGGUUCAAUAUCCCCAGCCUCAUCAGCAACGAGUCGGAGGUGCAUCGCGUGCCCUGCUCCUGCUAUAAUUCAUCAGCGACCAAUGACUCCGCAGUCUUCGAUAAGCUCUCCUUCACCCAGUUCAGCCGGCUCGGACCACUGGCGCGGCCCCGGCACAGUACAGACCUUUGCGUGGUUCCUGCAAACAGCAAUAUCUACAGCGAGGGCUGCGCGCGGAGCCUCCAAAAGUGGUUGCACAACAACCUCAUCUCCAUAGUGGGCAUUUGUCUGGGCGUCGGUCUACUUGAGCUCAGCUUCAUGACGCUCUCGAUAUUCCUGUGCAGAAACCUGGAUCAAGUCUACGACCGGCUCGCUCGGUACCGCUAGGCCCCCGCCCCUUCCCAAAGCCCCGCCCCAUCCCCUUCAAGUGCCCUAGGGGCUUCCCUGUGGUCUGUAAAUAUUUGUUCAAUCCCCAGUUCGCCCCAACCAUUGAGUCCUCCACCUCCUCAUUUCCCCGGGGGGACCCAGAUGUCUGCCUGCCCAGCUGCUGUCACUUCUCCCGCGGGACCUGGGGCUUCCGGCCACCAGCUUCCUGCCCCCAAAGAUACCUCGUUUCCUUGCCUCAUCUUUCGGCUUACCACCUCCCACAGGAUUAUUUUCGCCCAAACCCCAAAUAAAUCCCUUGCGUUUUG
Messenger RNA from Mirounga angustirostris (Northern elephant seal), 1548 nucleotides. RefSeq names its product CD37 molecule (gene CD37). The record is from RefSeq and is a predicted model, not a curated record. The coding region runs from base 329 to 1243 and encodes 304 amino acids. Gene Ontology annotation, cellular component: plasma membrane. The transcript is spliced from 9 exons. NCBI's taxonomy places the organism in Eukaryota, Metazoa, Chordata, Mammalia, Carnivora, Phocidae.